Sinocyclocheilus anshuiensis is the source of this 2528-nucleotide messenger RNA. RefSeq lists its product as uncharacterized. The record is from RefSeq and is a predicted model, not a curated record. The transcript has 4 exons. Lineage: Eukaryota; Metazoa; Chordata; Actinopteri; Cypriniformes; Cyprinidae. Bases 1 to 1620 code for a protein of 539 amino acids.
AUGGCAGUCCAGUUGAGAGUCAUUUUAGAAGAACACAACAUUCAAAAGUUGACACUUUCAACAGGAAUUCCUGAUACAGUGGAAGAUCUUGUUUCCAUAGUUACUAAAACUUUCCAACUGUAUGGAGAAAUUGGACUACUAUACCAAGACAAAGACUUUGACAAUCAGUUUUUCAGUCUCACCUCAAGUGCUGACUUACACAACAAGGCCACAAUUAAAGUGAUCCAAAAAGACCCAGUCAUCACCCUUGACCUAAACCCAGUAUAUCAAUCAGAACCAUCAUCUACACUGAGUUCUCCGACUUCAGUGAACACCCAUCCUGCAGGUAAUACUGAAACGGACAUCUCCCCUGCAGAUGAUGAUGCAUCCUCACAUGUGUCCGACUGCGCAUCGUCAAGUUCCAAGGACACCAUUAUUUUACCUGAUUCAUGUCGCCCUGCUGCAUGGCCAGUGCCAUUUCAAGUACCGCAGUUUUCCCGAGACAUAGAGCUAAUCCUCGCAGAGGCAAACAAAUCAUAUCAUGCCACUGGAAAACACUUCAUGGAUGCCCAUGUUAAAUCAUCAAUAAUGCAUGACCUUUCAAAAGUGAUUUUUUCCUACACAGCCUAUCCAUCAAGUCAGCAGAUUCUCUCAGUGGCUGAAGCUCUGGUUGCCAAGUUUCCAUGUCUUAGGGAGCCGGGAUCGUUUGCAGGUUUAUAUGGCUGGCAACAGCGCAUAAAAUAUAAGAUGCACAAUUACCGUGCCAAGCUAAAAUCUCGAAAAUAUGCUUUCCCGGAAAUCGAAGUCAACACACUGAGGAGGAAGCAUCCAGCUGAUGCAGUCCCAUCAAAAAACGUAAAAAAGCCCAAAAAAGCUGAAGUUAAUUACCUCCCUCCACACCCUAUUGGCGAAAGCCAAGACACACUGGAGGAGGAGAGGCUUGAAUUACUUGAUGAAGUGAAGAAGAAAAACAAUGCAAAGAUAAUCGCAGAUAAAAUGAGUAAAACCUUCUCAAGCCGAAGGGUCGAAGUGGUGACCCUCAGCCCCUCUGUGAAUGUGUUUAAAGAAAGGUGGCCAGCAUUAUUCAGUAAGGCUCAGAUCAAGGAAGAGUUCUGUCGUAUAACAACAGUUUCCUUAGAAGAGAAAUUCAUGAUGAAGCUUGAUGGGUACACACCAGGUCUCUUGCAGCUAAUGCGUGCUAAAGGAGGAGCUGCUGGUUCCAAGAUACGCCCUCUGCUGGACACUGUAAAUGACUCACAGAGCAUUGAGAAAAAAAGGGAUGCAGUUGUCUGCUGCCUCAUUGGCUACCUGGGUGAAAGACAAGAAGAUCUUUUCCAUGACUGCCAGGAAUGUGAGGACCACACAGACAAAACAAUGAAGGUGAUUGUGAAGCACAACAUCAUGGCUGAGGAGGAUCCAUCAGAUGUGUCUAUUGUGAUUGAGGGAAACACAGUGAUGGAAGGAUGUGGAAGUCGAACAAAGGCGUGUGUUCUGCUGAUGGGACUGAUAUAUGCCCUCAACCUUGAAUAUCCAAAGCAGCUGAAGAACACGUUUGAAACUUUUCAAAAACUUUUUUUGGAGCUUGACGGGGCGAAACUACUGAAGAAGGUCCACAGCCUCAAAAGUAAGCUCAUGCAAUAGACACACACACACACACACACACACACACAGACACACACACACACACACACCAUUGCUCUGACUUCCCCAGAUUAACAGAAAAGGAACACUAGAAAGUGGCCGGCCUGGUCAAUACCACUGAAUGUAGCCUGAAGAAAUUUGAUCUCUUCCUCUAUACCCUCCUCUUCCCCUCACCCUUAGUUUGUUUUAAAGAUGUUGGUGUUCACUUGUUCUAUCCUUAUCUAGAUGUUUGAUACUGUACGUGCACAGGAACAAUGUUGUAGAGUUUCCGUGUGUGCUUUUGACUGUUAAAAUAGAAUAAGUGGCCUCUGAAAGUGUUACAGUAUUUGAAGCUGUAAGCUUAGCGAACAGGUUAAUUCCUUCAAAUAUUGUGUGAAGAUGUUGUAUUGCACUUUAUUCUGUGUUUGGAUCAUUGCUGCAUGUAAACAAGGCGGUUCAGUUAUUUGUUGUAUAAAUGCACCUGCAGAUUUGGUAAGUCACUGUUAUGUAAAGUUAAAGAGUUUGGAUACAAAAAAAUCCUCAUGUGACUGGACACCUCUAGGAGCUCUGCUCUGAUCUUCUCACUUCUCAUUUCUUCUGCUCUCCUUUCUUCUCUUCUCUGCUCUGAUCUCCUUUUCCGUUCAUUUCCUCUUGUCUUCUCUGCUCUCCUCUUCUCUUCUAUCCUCUGCUCUGCUCACUUCUUCUCUUCACUGCUCUGAUCUCCUCACCUCUCCCCUCAUUUCUUUUGCUCUCCUCUCUUCUCUCCUCACUUCUCUUCUCUGCUCUGAUCUCCUUUUUCUUUUUGAGCAAUGUGGGAAGAUGCGUUUGUCAUCUAGAAACAACAUUUGAAGAUGUUAGUUUAGUGAGUUAUAUAACAUGUUCAUACCUUGAAAAGCUGUGUGAAGCUGUUUAUUGCACUUUAUUCUGUG